UUAGUUCUCUUUCCCAUCUUGCAAGAUGGCGGGUGAAAAGGCUGAGAAGUCUGUUGCAAAAGAGAAGAAGCCACAAGCCAAGAAGGCUGAUGCUGGGGCUCAGAGUAAGAAGGCGAAAGCCAAGGCUAAGGCCAAGGCCAAGGCCAGAAAGGGAACGCCACACUGCAGCCGGAACCCAGUCCUGGUCAGAGGCAUCGGCAGAUACUCGCGGUCGGCUAUGUAUUCCAGAAAGGCCAUGUACAAGAGGAAGUACUCAGCUGCUAAAUCCAAAGUGGAGAAGAAAAAGAAGGAAAAGGUCCUUGCAACUGUAACAAAGCCAGUUGGUGGUGACAAGAAUGGUGGUACCCGAGUGGUUAAGCUUCGUAAAAUGCCUAGGUACUACCCAACUGAAGAUGUGCCUCGGAAGCUGUUGAGCCACGGCAAAAAGCCCUUCAGCCAGCAUGUCCGGAAGCUGCGAGCCAGCAUCACUCCCGGGACCAUUCUGAUCAUCCUCACUGGGCGCCACAGAGGCAAGAGGGUGGUUUUCCUGAAGCAGCUGGAGAGUGGCUUGCUCCUUGUGACUGGACCUCUGUCACUCAACCGUGUUCCUCUGCGUAGAACACACCAGAAAUUUGUCAUUGCCACCUCCACCAAAAUUGAUAUCAGUAGUGUGAAAAUCCCCAAGCAUCUCACUGAUACUUACUUCAAGAAGAAGAAGCUGCGAAAGCCCAGACACCAGGAAGGUGAGAUCUUCGACACAGAGAAGGAGAAAUACGAGAUUACAGAGCAGCGCAAGGUUGAUCAAAAAGCUGUGGACUCACAAAUUUUGCCAAGAAUCAAAGCUGUUCCUCAGCUCCAGGGCUAUCUCCGCUCUGUGUUUGCUCUUACAAAUGGAAUUUACCCACAUAAACUGGUGUUCUAAACUACUUUUUAAAAGAACUUAAUUAAAUAAUGUAUUCAUUUC
Erinaceus europaeus (western European hedgehog) is the source of this 943-nucleotide messenger RNA. It is a transcript of the gene RPL6, whose product is annotated as ribosomal protein L6. Gene Ontology annotation, molecular function: structural constituent of ribosome. NCBI's taxonomy places the organism in Eukaryota, Metazoa, Chordata, Mammalia, Eulipotyphla, Erinaceidae. Gene Ontology annotation, biological process: translation. The transcript has 7 exons. Gene Ontology annotation, cellular component: ribosome. The record is from RefSeq and is a predicted model, not a curated record. The coding region runs from base 26 to 901 and encodes 291 amino acids.